AUGGGUGCCGCUUAUCAGAUUUUGGGUAAAUCCGUGCCUUCUCACUACUUGUCGUUGGCCACGUUGGGUGCUGUUGUGCUCACGGUUGCCCCCAAGCCAUGGGGACCAGCUGCACCCGCGCAUCCGCAGAUUUCUGCCAGUUCACCGGAGGAGGAAAAGUACGUCAAAGAGUGGUUGGCCAAACAUGCCGAGAAGCAUUAG
This is a messenger RNA of Meyerozyma guilliermondii ATCC 6260, 201 nucleotides long. It is a transcript of the gene ATP19, whose product is annotated as F1F0 ATP synthase subunit k. Gene Ontology annotation, biological process: proton motive force-driven ATP synthesis. Bases 1 to 201 code for a protein of 66 amino acids. The transcript has a single exon. The record is from RefSeq and is a predicted model, not a curated record. NCBI's taxonomy places the organism in Eukaryota, Fungi, Ascomycota, Pichiomycetes, Serinales, Debaryomycetaceae.